UGGAAAGAUCGCGAUGUUGCGACUGCCGGCGCUUGAUCGGACGGCGGCCACAUCCAUCGUCCUAGGAAUCAUCUGCAUCCUGUUGGGCACGUAUGGACUGGUCUGCCAUGCACAUGCAGCGAUGUGCCCUGCACAAACCUCCGCCAUCGGAGCCAUCCUCGCCGGCGUUGGGUUCGGUACGUUGCUUCCGAUCGUCGGGUGUUUGUCCGCGUACGUUAUGGACAGCCGUUCAGAGGAAACGCAGCCACUUCUCGGGUCGUCGUCGCCGUCCGGUGGCCGUUCGUCGGCUGCAGCAAUCUCUCCACGGAUUUAUAUCUAUCUGGCGACCGCAUGUGGCAGUUUGCCGUGCCUCUGUUGCUCACCCGGUUCUUUCCCACGACACUGCUACCGAACGUCCUGUUUCAGCUCGUCGUGUACAUCUUUCUCAUCGUGACCAUGCCGCAUGUGGGCGCAUUUGUCGAUCGAACGAAUCGAUGGCAUGUCCUUCGUACUGGCAUCGUCGGGAUGACCAGCAUGAUGGUGGUCAGUGCCACCGCACUCGUCGCGGCUACCGUCCUCCACCCUAACCCCAACGACAUAGCCCCCUCUAACCCAGUAGCCAAUACUACUACCGACGCCACUGUCCAAUUCGCGCCCAUCUUCGCGUCGAGCUUGAACUUUGCUGGCACUCCGUGGCCUCUGUACACCGCGGUUGCCGUUGCCGUUGUCGCGAGUGCCGUGGGCCAAAUGUUCAACGAUAUGCAAACGUUGGCCCUAGAAAAGGACUGGGUCAUCGAGCUAGCCACCGCCACGGACACGUCGCUGGCGUCGUGGAACACUGCGCUACUUCGCAUCGACAUGGCAACUCGAAUUCUGUCGCCCAUGGCGUUUGCCUUCCAAAUGGAUGUGCUGCAAAACGUCAUCUCAUAUACAGGUCAAGUGUUUGUGCUCGUGGCCAGUGUCGCAGGGUGGAACCUCCUGCUCGCGCCGCUCGUGUUGGCCACAGGCCACGACCUGUACGACCUCUGCCCGUCGCUCGGCAACAAGAAAACCCACCGCCAACGACACGCACAACCCCCUCAAACUCGUUCUUCCACAACUGCUAUGUGGAAACUCUACUUGCACCACCCGACAGCCCUCGUCAGCUUAUCGUUUUGCUUGCUUUACCUGACCGUUCUCAAAGAGAACGCACUCAGCACGGCGUACCUGUUAUGGCACGGCACGUCCGCCGCGACCGUUGGGUGGAGUAUGGGCAGCGGCGCGUACUGUGGCGUGAUGGCGUCGGUAGUGUAUCCGUGGCUGCUGCAGCGAUGGGAGUAUGCUGAAACGGUCGCUGUGGCCUCGGUGUGGCUAUACGCAGCGUUCUUGACCCCCGCUUUGUGUGUCGUAUGGUGGCCGGGUGCCGACAAUGUCGUGCUCAUGAUCGUGAUUGCCACGUCACAGUUCUGGCUCUGGACGACGACUUUAGCCGAGACCCAGAUCAUGCAAGAGUGGGUGCAGCCCCACCAGCGAGGCAUGAUUAAUGCGAUGCAGCACACGGCCAACAAGGGUUUCUACGUGGCGCUUCUUCUAUUAGGCGUCGUGUUCGCCGACCCUCACUCGUUUCGAACGUUGGUUCUCGUGUCCGUGGUGGCCACGACCGUCGCGGCCACUGGCUUUUCCGUGUGGUACUGCCGCCAUCGUUAACAGUUAACAAGAACGUCAUGGUUGGAGAAGGAUACAUCAUGACGUCCUUCAUCUUGAG
Molecule: messenger RNA, 1723 nt
Organism: Aphanomyces astaci
Lineage: Eukaryota; Oomycota; Saprolegniomycetes; Saprolegniales; Verrucalvaceae
Exons: 5
Coding region: 331-1665 (444 amino acids)
Biological process (GO): iron ion transmembrane transport
Cellular component (GO): membrane
Molecular function (GO): iron ion transmembrane transporter activity
Source: RefSeq, a predicted model, not a curated record